Messenger RNA from Cheilinus undulatus (humphead wrasse), 1949 nucleotides. It is a transcript of the gene gba1, whose product is annotated as glucosidase, beta, acid. Gene Ontology annotation, molecular function: glucosylceramidase activity. The record is from RefSeq and is a predicted model, not a curated record. The coding region runs from base 216 to 1796 and encodes 526 amino acids. The transcript has 12 exons. Lineage: Eukaryota; Metazoa; Chordata; Actinopteri; Labriformes; Labridae. Gene Ontology annotation, biological process: glucosylceramide catabolic process.
ACUGUCCAAAAGUCUAAUUUUCUCGCCGAAACGGGAGUAGACCUGCAAGGCAGAUUUAAUGAAAUUUAGGUGACGAUCGGUGCGAAUAUUUGAAUCAACAUACGGGUCAUGACAGAGUUUGCAUCCGGAUCCAGUAAGGUGUGUUACUCUCCUGUAUUUCGCUUUAAAUGACAUGACAAUAAAAUGUGUGUGAGUCAGCUAAAUGAGCAGAUAAAAUGGCGCAGUUGUUGCCAUCAUUUGGACUUCUGGUUUGUGUUUUCCUCACUGCAGAAGUGAGUCUCUCUUCAGGAAGUAGUAAAUGUAUAGCCAGAAACUUUGGCCAUGACUCUGUGGUUUGUGAGUGUAACUCCACGUACUGUGACAGUGUUGGCUCGGCCACUCUGCCUCCUGUGGGUCAGUUCUCCUCCUACCUGAGCAGCAUGGCAGGCAGCAGACUGGAGGCAGCACAGGGGCAGAUCCAGGUGAACAGCACGAGGACAGGUCUCAGGUUGACAAUCGUUCCCUACCAGAAGUAUCAGAAGAUCAGAGGGUUUGGUGGAGCUAUGACAGAUGCUGCAGCCAUUAACAUCCUGUCUCUGUCUGCUGGUACUCAGGAUCAGCUGCUCAGACAGUACUUCUCACCUGAAGGCAUUGCUUACAGUGUGGUUCGUGUGCCCAUGGCUAGCUGUGACUUCUCCACCCGUCUGUACACUUAUGCGGACACACCUGAAGACUACAGCCUGGAUAAUUUCACCCUGGCCCCUGAGGACAUCAAGAUGAAGAUCCCUCUCCUACAGCGUGCUCAGGCCAUGUCACCUCAACCCUUGUCUUUGCUGGCGAGUGCUUGGAGCGCCCCCGCCUGGAUGAAAACUAAUGGUGCACUCAUAGGGAAAGGGUCACUGAAGGGCCAACCUGGAGGAAAGGAGUAUAAAACCUGGGCUCAGUAUUAUAUCAGAUUCCUGGAUGAAUAUGCCAAAUAUAACCUGACCUUCUGGGCUCUGACCACGGGGAACGAACCCACUGCAGGAGAGAUGACACACUACAGUUUCCAGGCUCUGGGCUUCACUCCCGAGGAGCAGAGGGACUGGGUGGCUCUGGACCUGGGCCCCGCUCUGCACGCUUCGUCACACCCGCGCACACACAUCCUCAUACUGGAUGACAACCGUCUGCUGCUGCCGCACUGGGCCAAAGUGGUGUUGAGUGAUAUCCAUGCAGGAAAGUACAUUCAUGGUGUUGCAGUUCACUGGUACAUGGAUGGUCUUGUCCCAGCUGAGAUAAGCCUUGGAGUCACACAUCACCUGUACCCGGAGUAUUACCUGUUCGGCACAGAGGCAUGCUCGGGCUGGAACCCACUGCUUGACAGAGGGGUGAAGCUGGGUAGCUGGGACAGAGCUGAACAGUACGCACACGACAUAAUAGAGGACUUAAAUCAUUAUGUGGUUGGUUGGACGGACUGGAAUCUGGCGUUGGACCAGACUGGUGGGCCAAGCUGGGUGAAAAACUUUGUAGAUAGCCCUGUUAUAGUGGAUGCAAAGCGAGACGUCUUCUUCAAGCAGCCCAGCUUCUAUAGCAUGGCCCAUUUCAGUAAGUUCCUGUGGGAGGGGUCUCAGAGAGUAGGGGUGUCUGCCAGUGAGGAAACCCACCUGGAGUACUCUGCCUUCAUCAGACCAGACGGCUCAGUUGUUCUCAUCGUACUCAACAGGUCAUCAUCUGUAGUCGAGUUUGAAGUCUGGGAUCCGGCCGUGGGUUACAUUCCCUCAACUGCUCCGGCUCAUUCAGUGCUCACACUCGCCUGGAACUCGCACACUGAUCAGUGAUAGUAGUUCAACAUGGUAGAAAAUGUCAACACCAGAGAUUAUCACGCAUCCUUAAAGUUUCAAGUGUUUUAUCCACAGUUGUUUUUAGCUUCAUUGAUUUUUGUCUUUUUUAACCUCAUCAAACCAAAUAUAACCUCAUUUAUGUGAUUUUGA